Messenger RNA from Polyodon spathula (Mississippi paddlefish), 7623 nucleotides. RefSeq names its product von Willebrand factor D and EGF domain-containing protein. NCBI's taxonomy places the organism in Eukaryota, Metazoa, Chordata, Actinopteri, Acipenseriformes, Polyodontidae. Gene Ontology annotation, molecular function: signaling receptor binding; calcium ion binding. Gene Ontology annotation, biological process: anatomical structure development. The record is from RefSeq and is a predicted model, not a curated record. The transcript is spliced from 32 exons. Gene Ontology annotation, cellular component: cell surface; extracellular region. Bases 268 to 6348 code for a protein of 2026 amino acids.
UGCAAGGAGCAAGGACUGUGAGUCUUCGCCGUGCCUCUGCCGGACAGGCUCAGACAGAGGUUUAACUGUAUGAGAAUUGAAAUACCAACGUGCAGGGAACACUACAGGAUAAUGCACAUAAGUAAAACACUGGGUUGAAUAGUACUUACUACGGACUUUUGACUUAAUAAAAACUUUCAGAUGGGACCGAUUGUUUUUUAGAAAUCAAUGCAGAUGAUCUGUGGAUAAAAAAAGAAAGAAAGAAAGAAAGAAAACACGCUGGUUAUCAUGGAUCACUUACUGUCUUACCUCCCACGUGUUUUAUGUUUUGGCCAUUCUUGCGUUUUAUGGAUUUCUUUAUUGCAACUUUGCACAUCGCUGGCCCGGUUAGCUCCAGAGUGUUACCCAGGUGGAUAUCAAAUCCUACAGAAUCCUUACCGCAGCAUUGACUUUGAUUCAGUUGAUCUUCAACACACAGCGAUCCAGGACUUGAUCUGCGAUCACUCACUGUCAUCUGGAUGGUACCGGUUCAUGAUCAAUAACAAACCAGCAGAGAUGCCAACUGAAUGCAUAGAAAUGAACAAGUGCGGAACCCAAGCUCCUGUGUGGCUUUCUUUGAAAGAGGGCUCCCUGCCUCGCCUCGGGGACGUGAAGCAGCUAUCAGCCUGCGCCACAUGGCAGUUCUUCCUAGGAAGCACCAAAGACUGUUGUCUGUUUAGAAUUCCAGUCUCUGUGAGAAACUGUGGAGAGUUCUUUGUUUAUUUUUUACAACCAACUCAGGGAUGCAUGGGCUACUGUGCAGAAGCUGUUACAGAGGUUAAACCUAAAAUCUGCCCUCCCAGAGAAGUUGAAGUUAAUGGUGUUUGCCAAGCAAGACCUUUGGCAAUAUCUUCUAAGCCAGUCAUUACCCCAGAGAUGAUUGGCAACAGCGUCCAUCUGAAAUGUACCUAUAGCAGCAUGUCUUCCGAUCCAGCCUUGGGCUAUGUGGUGGCUUGGUCACGGCACUUGCCUGGGAAUGUGAAGGAGGAGAUAAGAAGAGACACGACCCUGCAGACUGUCUCCUCUGUAGAGAUGGAUGGAGUUCAUUUUAAGCUGGGGGAUAUGAUUUCCUGUAGCGUCUUCACCUUUCUAAGGAACUCAGAAGAUACGCAGUCUUUACCUAGAGACAGUGAUGUUUUUUUUGCUGGGUUAAAGUUUGUACCAGAGUUUUUCCAAAUUGCAGAGGACAGUAACGACCACUCACUGACAAUCCACAGCACUGUCCCCAUUCCUUGUAAGGACAGCGAACAGAAGCAGAACUGCAAAAUAACUCUGCAGCUUAGUACUGAUGACUACGACAGUAUAAGCCUGGAAGCGCCAAACAUAGCUCUCUCAGCAUGUCAGGUGGACCUGGAGCAGACACAGUGUACAGGGGACAGCUGUGCGAGUGCCUCCCUGUUGCUGACGGCUGUGACAGACUUCACCCGCGAUGGAAACCGCGCUAGUCACGUCAGGGUGGAGCCAGCGAAAGACAGUCCUCUUCUCUGGAAAGGUUACACGCCAAACCCAGUGAAAGUGAUGGUUCAGGACAUUCCAGCUGGAAGUUGCUACUCGUUUACAGAUCCCCAUAUAAUUACAUUUGAUGGCAGGCGUUUUGAUAAUUACAAGACAGGAACGUUUGUGCUGUUCAGGAGCCUGGCCCGUGAGUUUGAGGUGCAGGCACGCCAAUGGGACUGUGGGAGUCGCCACUAUGCUGUGUCUUGUAACUGCGGAGUAGUGGUCAAGGAAGGCAGUGACAUCAUUGCUUUUGAUAUGUGCAAUGGCCAACUGCAAGAAACCAGACCACACUUGUCAGUGAAAAGCAUUGGACCAGCAUCAGAUCAAAUCAAGAUCCAGCAGGCGCACCAAGGGAAGAAGGUCACUAUUGUAUUCCCCUCCGGUGCCUUUGUCCGUGCAGAUGUGAGCGACUGGGGAAUGAGCUUGUCUGUGAGAGCACCAAGUGUUGAUUUUAACAGCACAAGAGGCCUGUGUGGUACCUUUGACAGAAACAGUCAGAAUGACUUUCACAGCACUGAUGGCAGCAUGUUAAUAAGUUCACAUAGAAAUAAUGACCCUGAAGAUUUCAUAGAGGAGUGGAGGAUACCACCCGGGGAGAGUUUAUUUGACAUAACACCGCUAGUCACAGAAGGAGAGAAAAAGAAAUAUUACUGCAGGUGCCAGAAGGAGUACACCAUGUCUCUCCACUCAGUAAACAGAAGGGGGGGGUUAUUUGACCACUCAUCUUUAUCUUACUGCUUCUCAAAUGACAAUGUGGAUUACACCUCAGUCAUCCCAUUCCUUGACGUUACCGCUGAAUAUAUCAAUACUCCUACAAUUGAGACUAACAUUCAGAAACGUGAGGCGGUGCAGACUUUUGGAAGCCUACCCAAGGUCAUCAGAAAACGAGACAAUGUGAUGCCAUCCCGACAGCAACAAGCCUUAGGAUUUCCUUCAGAGGAUCAGCAUAUUCAAGAGCCAUUAGAAAGUGAUUUUGAUCAAACAGGAACAAUUAAUAAUAAAACUGGGUUGGACAUUAAAUUAAGUAGAAGAAGAAGACAAGGUUACUAUGAAUACCUGCCGAUAUUCACAUUCCAGAGUUUGAGUCAGACUGAUCUGGAGAGCUUUACAUAUUUCUUCCCAGAGGAUCAUUUAUCUGGCAGCAGACCUGUGGUUCAGCCCUCAUGGCCUACUCCAAGUGGCCUGACAUCAGCUAAAGCCUUGGAGAUAUGCCAGCAGGUCCUUGCCAACUCCACCAUUGGGGUUGUUUGCAAAGACCUGUUGGGAAGAAGACUGGAUGAAGCCAUUGACAUGUGCAUCUUAGACUUGCAGCUGAAGGAUGAUCUGGCUUGGGAGGAAGCAAUGGCACCAUUUCUUGAAAAUGAGUGUGAGAGAAGGGUUUUGGAAAACAGAACAAGGCAGCCCUUCAUGUUAGGAGGAUCAACUGGAGCUUCAGAAGAGAUCAUCACUGCUCUGAGGUGUCCUAAUUUCUGUAAUGGGAAUGGACUCUGUACUGAAUGGGGCUGCCAGUGCUUUCCCGGGUACAGUUUACAUGACUGCAGUCUUUCCAGCAGUCAUCCCCCAGAACUAACAGACCUGGAGAACAGUGGUCUGUGUGAUAUACAAGUAUAUGAGUGCAACAGUGUCCGUGUGUUUGGUCUUGGCUUCAUGGACUCUGGUGACCUGCACUGUCAGGUCACUAGAUUGAUGUAUGUCAACGGUCACUGGGUACCCGGGGUCCAGGAGAUCACUAAGGCUACAUUCCUCAGUUCCAAGGCCGUGGACUGUGUACUUCCUCCUUUAAAUAACAUGGCCAGCGAGACGGUUGACUUCAUGGUCGAUGACAAGCCAUUUGCUCGAUGGGAAGUAAAAAUAACUAAUGAUGGCUCCCUGUAUAGUGACUCCAAGGUGGUGAUCUUAUAUGAUGGUGUGUGUCAGGCCUGCCACUCAUCGUUAACUGGACUUUGUACGUUAAAGGAAAAGACAUGUAAUAUAGAUGGAUUGUGUUAUGGAGAAGAGGAUCUCAAUCCUACCAGCCCAUGUCUCUUAUGUAAACCUAGCAUUUCAAAGUUCACCUGGUCAGUAAAUGAAAACAAUCAGCCUCCUAUGUUCCAAGUUCCAGUUAAUAAACUGCAGACGUUUUCUGGCGAAAACUUUGUCUACCAGUUCACAGCUGUGGAUCCCGAGGGCUCUGCCAUGCAGUUCCUGCAAGAGUCAGGGCCUCAGGAUGCUUCUCUCUCCCCUGCAGGCCUCCUCAUCUGGAAAGUCCAUUCGGAAGAAACACAAAUAUUUGAAUUUACAGUGUCAGAUGAAUGCAAUGCACAAAGCAGAUACUCUGUAGAGGUUGCAGUGAAGCCAUGUGGUUGUUUGAAUGGUGGAACAUGUGUUACGAAUAUCAAUUUCCCCCCAGGAAGUGGUGAAUAUCUCUGCAUGUGUCCCCCAGGAUUCACAGGAGAUCUCUGUCAGGAAAAUAUUGAUGAGUGCAUAUCAAAUCCAUGUGGAGGAGGCACCUGUGUAGAUGGAGUCCAUAGUUAUUUGUGUGAAUGUCCAGCUGGUCUCAGAGGUACCUCUUGUCAAGAAGAUGUAAAUGAAUGUGAGAAGAGCCCCUGUUUCCCCGGAGCACCUUGUAUCAACAGUUUCGGAUCCUACAAAUGCGGACGCUGUCCUCAAGGCAUGGGGGGUGAUGGCAGGUCAUGUAAAAUUGAGAGCCUUGCUGACAUCGCUGACACUGCAGUUCCUGAUGCCCAGAGUGCACCAGAUGUAUUAUCUGGGAUGGAAAGUGUCAGGCUUCAGCCUCCAGAGAAAUCAAAAGAGACUGAAAGGGGCCCAUCCUUAGCUAAUUCUCCAAGAACGGGCCAGUCCCCUGCUGCACGUAUUACUACACAAUGUUCCAGCAGACCAUGUUAUCCAGGGGUUCAGUGUAUUGACCGGAGGCCUCCGUAUGGUGGCUAUGUUUGUGGCCGCUGUCCUGCAGGGUUCUUUGGGAAUGGACACAGCUGUACGACAUCCAGAGCCGUUCCGCAUCAUGUUGUAUCAAGAAUGUCACAUGUCAAGAAUUCCAGAUCAAAUAAUGUGGACAUGAAAGUCUCUCAACAUUACUUACCUUUUCUACCUUCAAGCAAUGGAGAAGCUAGACUUUCAAGACCUUCAGUGAAGGUUAAUAACAUUACUACAAGACCGCUUCGGUUCAAUGACUUGGAAUCUCGAGGUGCAAAAGUAGAGACUAAAAUCCUUCAAAACCAAACCUCAGGUAUGAAGCAAGAUGAUGGAGAUAAUCAACAACUUCAGAGACAAAUCCCUGUGGUUCAGUACACUAAAUCUCCAAAAGACCCCUCUCUCCAACAAAACUCCACAACUAGUAACGGUGAUGUAGUCAUUCGGCCUGAUCUUGGUAAGGAAACAGUCAAAAUUCUACAUGUUUCCACUCAGAGUGUCACCAGUGUAACAGCCAAGCCUUCUAAACACCAGAUACCUGCUCACACUCCAGCUUCCAGAAGAACAACUCCACAAAAUUGGAGUAAAAAUACUACUAAGGAACUGCCACCUUCUAUUGGAAGAAAGGACAUAACUCUUGCUUCUACUAGACCCAAGCCAGCGCUGACUUCCAAAACAGAACUUCCCAAAACAUCUUCCUUCACGGCAGCCCUAACACCUACAUACUAUUCAGUGUCCUCUUUGGCAGAUACUGCUGCUUUUAGUAGUCCGGCAUCCAGGACCUCUGUUCUACAUAGGUCCCAGGUUAGGACUACCACAGCUAGAAGACCUUAUACCUCUUCCUAUAAUGGGUUAGCAUCACUCCAUACAUUCUACACCUCGCAGAUCAGCAAUGCACUGUUCCCUGUGAAGAAAACUACUUGCGCUGACAUGCCUUGUUUCAGUGGAGUCCAGUGUGAACCCACACAGGAUGGAGAAUUCAAAUGUGGUAGAUGCCCCUUUGGAUACACAGGUGAUGGCAUACAAUGCAAAGCUAUUUGCAAGUAUCCAUGUGGCAAGAAUAUGGAAUGUGGUGCUCCGAACACAUGUCGCUGUAAACCAGGAUACACUGGUCAUAACUGCCAUGUUGCAAUCUGCAGGCCAGACUGCAAAAAUGGAGGAAAGUGUAUUGCUCCUGGUGUUUGUAACUGCAUUAAAGGAUAUCAUGGAGAGAUAUGUGAAGAUGCUUUGUGUGACCCAAUCUGUGAGCAUGGAGGCACUUGCAUGGCCCGGAAUACCUGCUCUUGUCCGUAUGGUUUUGUUGGUCCAAGAUGUGAAACUAUGGUCUGUAAUAGACACUGUCACAAUGGAGGUGAGUGUGUGUCGCCGGAUGAGUGCAGAUGCAAGGCAGGAUGGACUGGGCCCUCUUGUGAAACAGCUGUGUGUAUUCCCGUGUGUCUAAAUGGAGGGACCUGUCUGCAUCUAAAUACCUGCACCUGUCCCUAUGGCUUCUAUGGGUCACUAUGUCAAAAUGCAGUGUGCAGUCCACCAUGUAAAAAUGGCGGCCAUUGCAUGAGGAAUAAUGUAUGUUCCUGUCCUGAGGGUUAUACAGGAAAACAUUGUCAAAAAAGUGUUUGUGAGCCAGUGUGCAUGAACGGUGGGAAGUGUGUUGGCCCAGACAUUUGUGACUGUCCAUCUGGCUGGAAAGGCAAGCGAUGCAAUAAACCUGUGUGCUUGCAGAAAUGUUUGAAUGAAGGAGAAUGUGUUGGUCCCAGUACCUGCCACUGUAUCUCAGGGUGGGAGGGGAUGUUGUGUCAGAUCCCUAUCUGUGAGCAGAAGUGUCUGUAUGGAAGCCGCUGUAUCAGACCCAGUGUCUGUGCCUGUAGAAGUGGGUAUGCUGGAGUAGCCUGUGGCAGAAAGCUACCAAUCAGACGAGGGUAAAGCAACAGUAUGUGUUAUGCACACUGAAUACAUUUAGCAUGGAGUCCUACAGCACUGUAGACUUACCAAGGAAGAAGGCGAUCAAAAGAAAAUAAUUGUUAUUAGCUUGUUCUUAUGGACUUUUUCUUUCACUGUAAUGUAAUUUUACAUAGACUAUAAAUUAUAUAUAAGGAUAGUAUGACUUUCAAAAACGCAAUGAGCCCUUAAAAAAAAAAAGUUAUACAGUGCCUUACACAAAUACACUGAAUACAGAUUAGUAUAAAAUGAGCUUGGGCUUGUAAAUUAAGCAAGUAUGUUAGCAAGUAUAAAUCUUGAACUUUUACUUUUUUAGCCAUGUAUUAAUAUGGCACACUUCAUGCAAGCAGUUUUUUUUUUUUUUUUUCUGGAAAUUGGAAUUGCUUGUGAGUCAUAAAUCAGUUGUUUAACAUUAAUAGACAUGUUUGUGUAUUAUUGAAAAAAUCAAUGCUUGCAAGCAAGGAAUGGAACCAACAUGAUCACAGUACUGCUAGAGAAGAUGCUUGAUCUUGUUGCAAUCACUACUCCAUUGUUGGGAUCACAAUUGCUUUUGCAUAAUAGUCAUCAAUUACAUUGCUGGAGCUAUAAGAGAGCCUUGUUAUAAAAUUAGCUGUAUUUAUGAAAUUAAGUUUACAUUUCCCAAAAACCCAAGUAUAUGACCACGUGCUUCAGCCUGGACUCAAGAGCUGAUGAAAAGCGUAAAAGCAAAUUCUGUUCUGCUGAAUGUUUACUGAAGUGUUUUCCAGCUUUAAUAGUUGUUCUGCCAAUUCCCAGACAUCUGCUGCACUGCCUUGAACAAUUGUUAAACCAUUUCGAACUGUAAGCUGUUCUUUUUAUUUGACAUUCAAGAACAAUCCCCCAAGGUUUUAACAUUUACUAAUUUUGCUUUUUAGUGUAAACUAGCUUGAGUGGAAUUCAGAGUCAUGUCCCUGCUGCCACAGGUUUAGAUAUGUUCCUUCUUUUAAAGGCACAUAAAAAGACUCACAGUUUGCUCUCAGGAUACACCCCACCCUUAUAAAACAAUGCAUACAAACAUCAUUGACUCACAAUUAGCUCUCAGGAUACACCCCACCCUUUUUAUAACAUUUCCAUUAAAAUGUUUCCUAGUUUUUAUAAUGUGACGAAGAUAUUUUAUUUCACAGUUUUUAUUGGAUUUAGACCUUGGACUGACCUUCUGAGAUUUAGAAUAUACAGCUAUGGCCAAAGAUUUGGCAUCACCCUAUAGAAUUAACUCAUUUUUAUUAAGUAAAAUGAACCCUG